Messenger RNA from Acanthoscelides obtectus, 609 nucleotides. The record is from the annotation of a GenBank genome assembly. NCBI's taxonomy places the organism in Eukaryota, Metazoa, Arthropoda, Insecta, Coleoptera, Chrysomelidae.
AUGUCUCGAAAGUGUGUAAACAAUCCAGAUCAGUUUUGUUACGUGUGUGGUGAUGUGACUUUUGCGUCUCAGAGACGGUCUAUUACUCCACUAAUAACAAAGGCAUAUCAGCUUUAUUUCGGUUGUAAACUAGGUGAUCAAGACAAACAGUGGGCACCCCACAUCUGCUGUAAUACGUGUGCUUCAAGUCUGAGGAGUUGGUUAAAUGGCAAAAAACGGUCUAUGCGCUUUGCUGUCCCAAUGGUUUGGAGAGAGCCUACAAAUCAUAUUAAUGAUUGUUACUUUUGCAUGGUACCUUGUGUUGGACAAGCCACAGGUAUGUCCAAGAAAAAAAAAUCGGUUAUUAACUACCCAAACAUACCAUCUGCGAUGAGACCUGUGCCUCACAAAAACGAAUCAGAUCAUGGCGAUCGAGUGAUUCGUCAGGAAGAAGAUAUGCCAUCAACGUCAAGAGAUCCUGAUUUUAUACCGAGCACGUCAUGCCACCAACCGCACAAAAUAACACAGUCAGAAUUAAAUGAUCUUGUAAGAGAUUUAGAACUUCCAAAAUGUAAGGCAGAGUUACUUGGAUCAAGACUGCGGCAGUGGAACUUGUUAGAAAAGACCUGA